AGAAGAACUGGGGCACAGGGAAUCACCUGCGCGACGCGUGACUACCCGAACAAGUAAUUCAUCCCGGUGGAGUCCACAUUCAUCGGCUAUAAAUGGAAAACAACCCCACCGGAUUAUCACCGUCAAUAUAAUGCGGCAAAAUCCUUUGAAGUCUUCUAAUUGCACACAGAGACAAACCGAUAAACAAACGAGAAGAGAAAAGAAUCGGGGAAAACGAAUAGUGAACAAGAUACUAGAGGAUCACACCGAAAGGCCGCCACUCAUUACAUAAAGAAUGUCUUCCGAAGCGACGUCAGCUAAAGAUAUCAAUAUCGUGGCCGAAUACCUCGGUGAUCAACAGAUCCAAGACCUAUCAUCAUCUCCCUCGGUGGACUGUAUUGUCAUCUGCGCGUCGGCAAUUCUGUAUCAAGCCGAACACCUGUUUCAGGUACUACAACAGCGACCGUCCUUAAGCAAAUGUUUGGUUCUAUGUGGUGGUGUGGGCCACUCCACCCAUUUCAUGUAUGACGCUGUUGCGCAACACCCUCGCUUCUCACGGAUCGCACAAGACAUCCACGGCUUACCCGAAGCUCGUAUCUUGGAGAGGAUCCUGGACACUUUCUUUGACCGAUCCGCCAUCACAGAGGGAGGUUGUAUGAUCUUAGUCGAAGAUCAAUCCACCAACUGUGGCCUAAACGCCUCGCUGAGUCGGAAAGUGCUCGAUGCAGCAGAUUUCCAAGACCUCAAGACAUGUAUUAUCAUUCAAGAUCCUACGAUGAUGCUGCGAACAAAAGCCUCACUCCAAAAGGCGUACGAGGACAAGCUGGCGCCUCCCUCUUUCAUGAGCUGCCCAAUAAUCGUCCCGCAUAUGCAGAGAUCAGAAGCUUUGGAGUUGACAUACCAGGAUCUACCGCUGGGAAACGCAUGGUGGUCACUGGAUCGAUUUUUAGAGUUGAUAAUGGGGGAAAUUCCCAGACUGAGGGAUGAUGAACGUGGGUAUGGGCCAAGAGGAAAGGGGUUUAUUCCUCAUGUGGAAGUCCCAGAGCAUGUUGAAGAAGCAUGGUCACGACUACGGGUGGUUUCGAAUACCCAUCGGUGAAUCUUUCGCUGUCGCAUUACUGUGUAGAAGUAGAGAUUUCAUCCUGUCGAAAAGAUAGUGCACGUGAUAAAUCGAGAUCAAAACCAACCAAACAACUUGAAAUCUUGUCCCAUAACCUUCAACCACAAGAGGCGAAGAGUCUUGAAUACACGAACAUCAAUCAAUCCACCAUGCUGCAAGUGAUGUCAGAUGGCACGGCCCAGCGACCGAUUGGCGGGGUGGAGGGAGCGAUCGUCGCCUUUCUUUUCCCAGCUGGUUGGAUCUCUUGAAGCCGGCCUUGAAGCCGGCCACUUC
Molecule: messenger RNA, 1372 nt
Organism: Aspergillus pseudotamarii
Lineage: Eukaryota; Fungi; Ascomycota; Eurotiomycetes; Eurotiales; Aspergillaceae
Exons: 1
Coding region: 275-1078 (267 amino acids)
Cellular component (GO): plasma membrane
Source: RefSeq, a predicted model, not a curated record